CGCUCGUUCGCCCCAGGAGACUCGUCAGCAUGUCUGGUGGAACGUCUGGUCAGCCGGUCAAGAGCACGCCGCUCGUGUGUGCAGGUCACACGCGCCCCAUCCCCUCAAUUCACUACUCGCCUCUCCUCCCACCGACCGCGGCCGCGCCGAACGACCCCAACUACCUCCUCAUCUCGUCGUGCAAGGAUGGCAAGCCCAUGCUGCGUGACUGGUGCGGCGACUGGCUCGGAACGUUCACGGGCGACAACGGGCACAAGGGCGCAGUGUGGAGCGCACGGCUGAGCAACGACGGGAGCUUGGCCGCCACCGGCAGCGCCGACUUUACGGCCAAAGUGUGGGACACGCACAGCGGGAGCUGCGUCGUCACCCUGCCGCACUCGCACAUCGUUCGCACCGCCGACCUGUCGUCGACCUCGUCCGCCUCGACCCUGUUCCCCUCCUCGCCCAACCUCUCGUCGCCCUCGCCUUCCGCGCUCCCCUCGAACGCGCGCGUCCUCACCGGCGGCCACGAGAAGCGCCUGCGGCUGUGGGACCUGUCGCGAGCGCCGAGGGACGGGUCGGACGCGGACGGCGUCGACGGCGUCGACGAGUUGCGGCUGCCGGGAGGCGGAACAGCGCAUGCGGGCACGGUCAAGAAGGUGCUGUGGGACGAGGAGCGACAAGGCGCGGUGAGCAUGGGCGAGGACCGGGUGCUGCGAUGGUGGGACUUGCGCACGCUCGCGCCGACGCACGAGCUCAGCUUUGACGACAAGCCGAUCACGAGCCUCGAGCGGAGCGUCGACGGCGAGCUGCUGUGCGUCACGGCGGGCAAGGACGCCAUCUUCCUGUCGCUCGAGACCCGUCUCCCCUACCUGCAGCACACGCUCCCCUACGGCCCGUCGUCGUGCUCGCUGCACCCCUCGCGCAGCACGUUCGUCACGGGCGCGUCGGGCGACGAGUGGGUGCGCGUGCACGACGCCGUCACGGGCCAGGAGCGCGAGGUCGCAAAGGGCCACCAUGGGCCGGUGCACUGCGUGGCGUACAGCCCGGACGGCGAGUGCUUCGCGAGCGGGAGCGAGGACGGCACGGUGCGACUGUGGCAGACGGCGCCCAAGACGUACGGCCUGUGGCGGUACGCCGAGCUGGAGGAAGGGGCCGAGGCAUGACGAGGAGGGACUCGUCGUCGAAGUGCAAGAGCCGUAUUCUCCCUUCUC
This is a messenger RNA of Rhodotorula graminis WP1, 1193 nucleotides long. RefSeq lists its product as uncharacterized. Gene Ontology annotation, biological process: spliceosomal snRNP assembly. Gene Ontology annotation, molecular function: protein binding; RNA binding. The record is from RefSeq and is a predicted model, not a curated record. The coding region runs from base 30 to 1145 and encodes 371 amino acids. Lineage: Eukaryota; Fungi; Basidiomycota; Microbotryomycetes; Sporidiobolales; Sporidiobolaceae. Gene Ontology annotation, cellular component: SMN complex. The transcript is spliced from 8 exons.